Mesoplodon densirostris (Blainville's beaked whale) is the source of this 6429-nucleotide messenger RNA. RefSeq names its product kelch like family member 28 (gene KLHL28). Gene Ontology annotation, molecular function: protein binding. The record is from RefSeq and is a predicted model, not a curated record. Lineage: Eukaryota; Metazoa; Chordata; Mammalia; Artiodactyla; Ziphiidae. The coding region runs from base 119 to 1834 and encodes 571 amino acids. The transcript has 5 exons.
UUCCCCGCCCCACCCGUAAGAACUGGGAUUUGACUAAAAGCAAAAGAGGAUCUUGCCCGGGUUCCCCUUGUCCACGGCUCCUCCUCCUGUUGCUGCGGGCGUGAUUCCUGGGACUCAGAUGGACCACACAUCCCCGACCUACAUGCUUGCUAACUUAACCCACUUACAUUCUGAACAACUUCUACAGGGCUUGAAUCUUCUUCGUCAACAUCACGAACUCUGUGACAUCAUUCUUCGAGUAGGUGAUGUUAAAAUCCAUGCUCACAAAGUGGUACUUGCCAGCAUCAGCCCAUAUUUCAAAGCUAUGUUUACUGGAAACCUUUCUGAAAAAGAGAACAGUGAGGUUGAGUUUCAGUGCAUUGAUGAAACUGCUCUACAGGCCAUUGUGGAAUAUGCCUAUACAGGGACUGUUUUUAUUUCACAGGACACAGUUGAAUCUCUCCUUCCAGCAGCAAACCUACUCCAGAUAAAACUUGUCCUGAAAGAAUGUUGUGCAUUUCUUGAAAGCCAACUUGAUCCUGGUAAUUGUAUUGGAAUUUCUCGCUUUGCAGAGACAUAUGGUUGUCAUGACCUUUAUUUGGCAGCCACUAAAUACAUAUGCCAGAAUUUUGAAGCAGUUUGCCAGACUGAAGAGUUUUUUGAGCUUACGCAUGCUGAUUUGGAUGAAAUUGUUUCCAAUGACUGUUUGAAUGUAGCUACUGAAGAGACUGUUUUUUAUGCACUUGAGUCUUGGAUCAAGUAUGACGUUCAAGAACGCCAGAAAUACUUAGCACAGCUACUUAACAGUGUACGAUUACCAUUGCUGAGUGUUAAGUUUCUCACUAGAUUAUAUGAAGCAAAUCAUCUUAUUCGUGAUGAUCGCACUUGUAAACAUCUUUUGAAUGAAGCUCUAAAGUACCACUUUAUGCCUGAAAACAGACUCUCUCAUCAGACAGUUUUGAUGACACGACCUCGCUGUGCUCCCAAAGUACUUUGUGCAGUAGGAGGAAAAUCUGGACUGUUUGCCUGUUUGGAUAGUGUGGAGAUGUACUUUCCUCAGAAUGACUCUUGGAUUGGUUUGGCACCCCUAAACAUUCCUCGCUAUGAAUUUGGAAUAUGCGUUUUAGACCAAAAAGUGUAUGUUAUAGGUGGUAUUGAAACUAACGUGCGUCCUGGCAUCACUAUCAGAAAACAUGAAAAUUCAGUCGAAUGCUGGAAUCCUGAUACAAAUACCUGGACUUCUCUUGAGAGAAUGAAUGAGAGCCGAAGUACCCUUGGAGUAGUGGUACUUGCAGGAGAACUUUAUGCUUUAGGUGGUUAUGAUGGACAAUCUUAUUUACAAUCUGUAGAGAAGUACAUUCCCAAAGUAAGAAAGUGGCAACCUGUGGCACCAAUGACUACAACAAGAAGUUGUUUUGCCGCAGCUGUGUUGGAUGGAAUGAUAUAUGCCAUUGGUGGGUAUGGUCCUGCCCACAUGAACAGUGUGGAGCGUUACGAUCCAAGUAAGGACUCCUGGGAGAUGGUUGCAUCUAUGGCAGAUAAAAGGAUUCACUUUGGUGUGGGUGUCAUGCUAGGCUUUAUUUUUGUGGUGGGUGGACAUAAUGGUGUUUCACAUUUGUCAAGCAUUGAAAGAUAUGACCCUCAUCAAAAUCAGUGGACUGUGUGUAGACCAAUGAAAGAACCCAGAACAGGAGUUGGUGCUGCAGUAAUUGAUAACUACCUUUAUGUAGUGGGUGGUCACUCAGGGUCUUCCUAUCUGAAUACCGUGCAGAAAUAUGACCCCAUCUCAGAUACAUGGCUGGAUUCAGCUGGCAUGAUAUACUGUCGCUGCAAUUUUGGAUUAACUGCACUUUGACAAGUGUGGACUUGUGGAAAUAGCGUAGUGAUGAACCUUGUGCUGCAUGAAAGGAUGCCCAGUUUUCUGAAGCCCAAAAGCUACAUUGCUUUCUUUUUAACUUGAAAUGGCAUGAAGACUCAAAGUUUUGUUGGGUACUUUGAACUGACAAGUAGCUUUGGUUGCUCUUGAUUAUACAGUGAAUCGAUAAUCCAAGAAAAAAAAAAAGGAAAGAUCUUGCCAAUUGAAUUGUGCACUUUUUUUUCCUAAUACUGGGAUAGAAUAGUUUUAUGUUCAUAAGUGUACAUGUGGAGAAAACCUUGCUGCUUUUUUUUAAAAAAAAUUAGCUUUCUUCCCUCUCCUUGUUCUGCACCGUUUUUUACCAGGAUGAGAGAUACUUAGAUGCUGGAGUAUACUGAGUGACUAGACAGAGUGCUGAUACUAUCUGUUGGAUAUAAAUUCAUAUGCUUCACAUCUUAAACAAACAAAGGGCUGCUUUUUUUUUCUGGUACUUUUAAGGGUUGUAAAUUACAUGCCAUACUGAGUCACCUGGAUAUUCUUACUGCUAAAUGGCUUUAGGGCUGGGGAUGUAAUAAGUUUGCAAGAUAAAUGCAUUUACUGUCAUGAUUUUGGGUCCUAUUUUAAGCAAUCAGAUACUUACUGUGUAUGCCUUUUUUAUAUGGGCAGGUUAAUGCUGGAUGAAUUUAGUUACCCAUCUAUGGUAUGCUAAGCAUGGAUAGAAAGAGUUAAGCAUAUCAGUUUCAAUUUUUUUUUAGUAGUCCAGCAGGCUUCCCAGUGUUGAUGUAAAUAUUUGACAAAUGUUUAGUACCACCCUUAGUGCACAUUGAGUUUUUCAUAUAUGCUUACAAUAAUUUUAGUUUUUUUAAGACUUUUGUUUGCUUUUUCAAAGUAUUCAGAUAUAAAAAUGGUGCUAACUGUAGGAUCUGUAACAAGGCUAUACCAAUGUUCUUUUGGAUGUUAAAUAUGAGAUAUGCAUGACAUGUUUUGAUAGUAUUUUUCAUUUUUACUGGUUUGGCUCAUUUGUGCUUAUUAAAAAUGUUAGUGUUUAUACUAAUAUUUACAUCCAAAAAACAUUCAAAUGGCCUGUUAUGCUUUUCAUGGUUCCUGAAUAGUGAUUUAAAGAAAGAUACAUUUUAUCUUCUUUCUUCUUGUGCUAGAUGUUAUAUGCUCUUCUUAAAAACAGAAAUAUAUGCAUUAAAUAUAAAGCACUAGGCAGUUAAGCAUUAUUUUGUACAUUUCUUAGGUAACUGAAUAUUUUAAAGUUAUUGAGGAAAACUGGAACUUGAUGUUUACUUGAGUAAUGGUUCUAAAUUCAGUUCCACUUUGAAUAAAGAAACGAUCUUUUAAAGCAGAAUUGUUUGCUUUACCCAAGUGACAGCUUAUUUAAAAGAACUGGUUAAUUCAUUUUGUUUUGCAUGUUUUAGUAAAUGUCUCUUAAUCUUGAAUACAUUACUUUGCAUUUUAUUAGGAUGUUGGUACUUGUAUUUUUGGUACUGUAGUCAUUUUGUUUUCCUUCCCUUGAUUUUUUCUUUCUCUUUUCUUUUUUUUUAACUUCCCACUAUCUCUUUAUAGUCUCUACAAAACUAUAUUUGUUUCCUAAGAAAAAGUUCUUAUUGCAUUCUUAAGUGCCAUAAUGUUCAGAACUAUUGUUAAGAAGCCAUUUGUAAUUAUAAAACAUAGGUUCAUUUCUUAGCAUAUAUGUUAUUUCUUGAAAACUAUUUAUAGCCAGGCAAUUUUCAGUUUUCCUUGUUCUUCCAUAAACUACCAGUUGUAGACUUAAAUAUAUACUGCAAAACUGUGUGAACUCAUCUUUAAUCAUAUAAGUAGUUUCAUGCUUUAUGAAUAUUUGCACAGAUUAUAAAACCUUGCAAGUGAUUUUUAGUCUCUUUCUAAUUAAGAACUCAACAGGAGCUACUAAUAAAAUUGACAGGCUGAAUAUUUUCUAUGUUGCUUGUUUGAGUAACUUAAUGAUAUAUAGCAAUAACUUUAUAAUUGAUUUGAAUAAAUCUGUUGAAUAGAAACAAGGUGCACUAUUGUGAUUGGCCUAGACUUUAUUUAAAGAAAGCAAUUUAGGGCUUCCCUGGUGGCGCAGUGGUUGAGAGUCCACCUGCCGAUGCAGGGGACACGGGUUCGUGCCCUGGUCUGGGAAGAUCCCACAUGCCACGGAGCGGCUAGGCCCGUGAGCCAUGGCCGCUGAGCCUGCGCGUACGGAGCCUGUGCUCCACAAUGGGAGAGGCCACAACAGUGAGAGGCCCGCAUACCACAAAAAAAAAAAAAAAAAAAAAAAGAAAGCAAUUUAAAAUAGAUUCCAUCACAUACUUAAUUUUAAAUCCCCAUCUCAAUUUUCUUUCUGUUUAUAUCAAUUAGAAAGAAUUGUUAUUCUUGAUAACAUUAACAAUGUUAAUCAAUUAUUAAAUACACCCUAUUACACUAUUUUAAGCCCCUCUCCCCAGAAGAUAAGGGAAUUUGAAAGACUAUAGAAAUUUAUUUUAAUUGUAAACAGAUCUAUACUAUACAUUUCAUUUUCACAAUGUUUUCCUCACAUAUCAUCCCCACUAUAAAAUUAGUAUGAAAUAUAUAAUCGUUUGGUAAAUUAGACCAAAGAUAUAAGUUGAUCAUUGUUUUGGAAGAAUCUAAAUUUCAUCUCAGUGAAGACUAAAUGUGAAACAUUUUGGGCAGUAGUAAGAGCAAUAUACUAGAGAACAAAUUAUGAAACCCUGUGAAAGGAAGAGAAAAAAAACCCCAAAAUUUAGAAAUAUUUAUUUUAGGUUUGCUAAACCUACUUAAUUGUGCAUAAGAACCAGAGGUAUUAUGACCUGACAGCUGAUAACUUUACAACAGAGCCUUCUCGUUCAGCUUGUGAGAAGUUUCAUCAUGAAUACUUUGCUGACAAAUUGUGAAUUUAAAGCCACAUUUCUAGUGUUAAAAAGGUUCGAAAUGUUUGAUUAUAAAUUCCCAGGGUUAAAGAUUUUAGAAAUAAUUUUAUAUACUCAGGCAAGGAGGAGAAAGCUAUUUAAGAUUGCCCAGAACUAUUUUGGAAAAAAGUAAUAGUGGGAAAUAGAAAUUAAUUUAAUCAUUUAGAAGAUAAUUGCCUUCUAUAAUUAUGUUAUGAAGACUUAAUCUGUUAGAAAUGUUUGGCUAUUUAAUAUUUGUUAAAUAUAGUAAUAGAACUCAAGUGAUUUUUAAUGUAACCCAAAGGAUAGUUAUAUAAGUUCCAUAUAUUAUUGCUAAUACUGUUUUAAACAUGAAUGAAUAUUACAUUUAGGACGUAAAAGUAAUAGGAGAAUGGCCUUAGGUUUUGAAAAAUUAUUUUGAUAACUUGACAAAUAUGGAGGGUCUACUAUAUGAGAUACUGUGCUAGAUGCUAUGGGGGCUAGAAAUAUAAAUAAGAUAUAGUCUUUUCACCCAAAGAGUAAAAUAUAGUAAGGGAGACCUCUACCCAAAUAACUAUUACGGUAAAGUGUGAAUCUAAUUCCUUAUUUCCGACAUCAUGAAAAGUGAUUGGAGAUCCAAUUUAUGUAUAAACAUUUGUGUCCUCUAGUGUCCAAUUAGGUUUUAUUGACAUGAAAGAGAAUUAUUUAAAAGCUAAUAUUUAUAGAACUCCAACUUUCCUAAAAUUGGAUAAUAUAUUUUCUAGUAGAAAAACAGAAUUAUAGAAACUUAAAAAAAAUAUUAUGUUAUCAAGGCUCUGGCUAACAUUGAAGGAAAUAUAUGUAAAUAUAAUGCUGUUUGUUUUCAGUUUUGGUGUUUGAUUUCUGGUAUUGUCACCGAAGUGCUCAUUUUCAGGAAAAUCAGAUUCUACAAUAAAUACACUGCUUAAAGUUCAAUAAACUUGUGAUAACCUCUAUAACCUCUGAAGUUUGAAAGUUAAUAACUUAUAAAGAUGUCACACGUCAAGUUAACAUCCAGUUCUACUUCUUAACCUCUUUUUUUUUCCUUUGUAAGACAGCACUUUAGUUAGACAUGAUUUAAUUAGAUACAGUUAUUCUGUGGCUGGAUGUUUAUUAGAUUUUCACUUACAGUAUAUUGAUUCAGUAUUGAUUCACAUUUGAAGAAUGAGGAAUACAAUAAGUUUUAAAUAUUACAGGUUUACAGGUUUUCUUACUGGUGUGAAUAUGGAGUCAAAAAUCCAGUUUACAUCUCUGCAGAGAGAAAAAUUGUUAUCCAUAUCUUUUCAUUUUAUACAUAUUUAACUAGAGAUAACAUUGUUAAUUUUGUCAGGUUAUCAUGUGUUAAGUCCCAUUUAAUUUAAAAUCCUAAGCAAAAAGUUCCAAGUUUGCCUUAAAAACAAGUGAUAUUAAAGAACUGGAUGAUAAUGCCUAUAUUUUUGCCUUAUGAAUUGUGCUGUAUCAUAAACCAGAGAUGGUUUUGAUUUUAACAGGAUUUUGAAAUUUUGUAGAUGUAGAGUACUAAUAUCUGUACUCUCUUGCAAAGAAUGUGAUCUAGUUGUGGAUUAUGGUUAAUGUUAAGUGUUUUUGUAUAUGUAUUUUACCUCUGAAUAUGUAUCUUUUUAGCAUCAGGGUUUUAUUUUUGUUUACAUAGUAAAGUGGCAUUUAACUUGUUGAAGGUUGUAUUCUUUUGUCUUUUAUUUUUAA